AUGAUUGUUACUAUCUUUGGAGCCAAUGGCAACCUGUCUGUCCGAAUUACUCGGCUCCUGCUUCAGAAGCCAAACGUUUCUGUGAGAGGGUAUGCUCGAAACAUUUCCAAAAUCCCGGAGGAUAUCCGCAACCAUCAGCAGUACAAGGCAAUCCAGGGUGAGGUCACUGAUAAAGAGAAGAUUCGUGGAGCGGUUCAUGAUGCGGAUGUCGUGCUCUGCCAAUAUCAGGGAUUUGAUGAUGUUGUGCUGGACGGUCAAAAACUACUCAUUGACAUCUGUGAAGAAGAAAAGGUAGGCCGGUACUUCUCCUCGGCCUUUGUUGGCGACAUUCGCGGCAUGAAGGUUGGUCAACAUGAUCGGAUGGAUAUCACACUCCAGAUCUUCAAGUAUCUGGAAAGCAAGAAGCUCCGUUCCGUCCAUAUGAUGUGCGGAGCUUUUAUUGAAACGUGGCUCGAAUAUUCUGGUGUGAUCGACCUCGGCACCAAUACCGUCUCGUACUGGGGUACUGGGGACGAGACUUGGGACUUGACUAGUUACGAUGACUCAGCUGCGUAUACGGUUGAAGCGAUUCUCGAUGAGAGUACUGACGGGUACUUGAGAUUCGCCGCUGAUAGGGUCAGCCCUCGUGAUCUGGCAGAGCUGUAUGAACGCGUCACUGGGCAAAAGACCAAGGUCAUUUGUAAUGGAACCCUCGAUGAUCUCUACAAACAUAUGCAGGAGCAGAAGAAGAAAUAUCAAGGCCAAAGCCCCUGGCUAUAUCUACCUCUGUUCUACACAUAUUACACGACAAACGGUACCAUGCUCAUGAAAGAUCCCCUCGACAAUUCGAGGUAUCCCAACAUUAAGCCACAGACACUGGAGGAGUUUAUCAAGACGCACGAUCUCACUCGAUCCGAAAACUUGCAAGCCCCAAUCUCCAAGUCUGCCCUAGUUGAGGCCUUGGGAAAUUAA
This is a messenger RNA of Fusarium poae, 951 nucleotides long. RefSeq lists its product as uncharacterized. NCBI's taxonomy places the organism in Eukaryota, Fungi, Ascomycota, Sordariomycetes, Hypocreales, Nectriaceae. The transcript has 5 exons. The record is from RefSeq and is a predicted model, not a curated record. The coding region runs from base 1 to 951 and encodes 316 amino acids.